GAGUCCUCCAAAGCCUACUGCCAGUUCUCUUCGUGGACUAACUGCAACGGAGAGACUCAAGAUGAUUCCUCUCCUGCCCAUAUUAUCCCUGCUGCUGUUGUUUGCUGUUAACUCUGCAGAUUCCAAUGGUUAUUAUGACAAGGUCUUGGCUCACAGCCGCAUCCGGGGCAGAGAUCAGGGCCCAAAUGUCUGCGCCCUUCAACAAAUUUUGGGUACCAAAAAGAAAUACUUCAGCUCUUGCAAGAACUGGUAUCAGGGUGCCAUCUGUGGAAAGAAAACGACUGUGUUAUACGAAUGUUGUCCAGGAUAUAUGCGAAUGGAAGGAAUGAAAGGCUGUCCAGCAGUUAUGCCCAUUGACCACGUUUACGGGACCCUGGGUAUUGUGGGGGCCACUACAACGCAGCACUACUCUGACGUCUCAAAACUGCGGGCGGAGAUCGAAGGAAAAGGAUCGUAUACUUACUUUGCACCGAGUAACGAGGCCUGGGAAAACCUGGAUUCUGACGUUCGUAGAGGAUUGGAGAGCAACGUAAAUGUUGAAUUACUGAAUGCUUUACAUAGCCAUAUGGUUAAUAAGAGAAUGUUGACAAAGGAUUUAAAAAAUGGCAUGGUUAUUCCUUCCAUGUACAACAAUUUGGGGCUUUUCAUUAAUCACUAUCCUAAUGGGGUCGUCACUGUUAACUGUGCUCGAAUCAUCCAUGGAAACCAGAUUGCAACAAAUGGUGUUGUACAUGUCAUUGACCGUGUCCUUACACAAAUUGGUACCUCAAUCCAAGACUUCAUUGAAGCAGAAGAUGAGCUCUCAUCUUUUAGAGCAGCUGCCAUCACAUCAGACCUACUGGAGUCCCUUGGAAGAGAUGGUCACUUCACCCUCUUUGCCCCUACCAAUGAGGCUUUUGAGAAACUCCCACGAGGUGUCCUUGAAAGGAUCAUGGGGGACAAAGUAGCUUCUGAAGCUCUCAUGAAAUAUCAUAUUUUAAAUACUCUCCAAUGUUCUGAGGCCAUUAUGGGAGGAGCAGUGUUUGAGACCAUGGAAGGAAACACAAUUGAGAUAGGUUGUGAAGGUGACAGCAUAACGAUAAAUGGAGUCAAAAUGGUGAACAAAAAAGAUAUUGUGACCAAUAAUGGUGUGAUCCAUUUGAUUGAUGAGGUUCUCAUCCCUGAUUCAGCCAAACAAGUUAUGGAGCUGGCUGGAAAACAGCAAACCACUUUCACAGACCUUGUGGCCCAGUUAGGCCUGGCAUCGUCUCUGAAGCCAGAUGGGGAAUACACAUUGUUGGCCCCCGUGAACAACGCCUUUUCUGAUGAUACUUUGAGCAUGGAUCAACGCGUUCUUAAAGUAAUGUUGCAGAAUCACAUAUUGAAAGUAAAAGUUGGUCUUAGCGAGCUUUAUAAUGGACAGAUACUUGAGACCAUUGGAGGCCAAAAACUCAGAGUCUUCGUGUAUCGUACAUCUGUCUGCGUUGAAAAUUCAUGUAUGGUGAGAGGAAGCAAGCAAGGAAGAAACGGUGCUAUUCAUGUAUUCCGAGAGAUCAUCACACCAGCCGACAAAUCCUUCCAUGAGAAACUAAAGCAAGACAAGCGCUUUAGUAUCUUCCUUAGCCUACUGGAAGCUGCAGACUUAAAAGAUCUUCUGUCACAGCCUGGAGAAUGGACUUUGUUUGCACCAACUAAUGAUGCCUUCAAAGGAAUGACAAGAGAAGAAAUGGACAUUUUGAUUGGGGACAAGAAUGCUCUUCAAAACAUCAUCCUGUAUCACUUGACCCCAGGAGUUUUCAUUGGAAAAGGAUUUGAGCCUGGUGUUACUAAUAUUUUAAAGACCUCACAAGGAAGCAAGAUCUAUGUGAAAGGAGUAAAUGAUACACUUCUGGUUAAUGAAUUGAAAUCCAAAGACUCUGACAUUAUGACAACAAAUGGUGUCAUUCACGUUGUAGAUAAACUCCUCUACCCAGCAGACAUACCCGUGGGAAAUGAUCAGCUUCUGGAAAUACUUAAUAAACUGAUCAAAUACAUCCAAAUUAAGUUCGUUCGUGGUAGCACCUUCAAAGAAAUCCCCAUGACUGUUUACACAACUAAAAUAAUAACCAAAGUUGUGGAACCAAAAAUUAAAGUGAUUCAAGGCAGUCUACAGCCUAUGAUCAAAACUGAAGGACCCACAUUUUCAAAGAUCCAAAUUGAAGGUGAACCUGAAUUCAAACUGAUUAAAGAAGGUGAAAUAAGAACAGAAGUCAUCCAUGGAGAUCCAAUUGUUAAAAAGUACACCAAAAUCAUUAAUGGAGUGCCUGUGGAAAUAACUGAAAAAGAAACACGGGAAGAACGAAUUAUUACAGGUCCCGAAAUAAAAUAUACUAGGGUUUCUGCUGGAGGUGGAGAAACGGAAGAAACUCUGAAAAAAUUGCUGGAAAAAGAGGUCAGCAAGGUCACCAAAUUCAUUGAAGGUGGUGAUGGUCAUUUAUUUGAAGAUGAAGAAAUUAAACGACUGCUUCAGGGAGACACACCUGUGAGAAAGAUACAAGCCAACAAAAGGGUUCAAGGAUCUAGAAGGCGAUCGAGAGAAGGUCGUUCUCAGUGAAAAACCAAAAGCCAGACAACAACCCUCAGUCAGCAACCUCACCUGGAAAGAAAAUUAUGAGCGCUGCCUCGACUUCAAGAAAUGAAACAUCAGCACUAAGAAACAAGCCUUCAAACAAUUCUGAACCCAUAUUUAAUAUCUGUUUUUCUGAAUGAGAAGCAUGAGGGAAAUGGUGAAGUUAGUUUCCUGUAGAAUAGGAGCUGAAGGAAAUAUAGCAUCUUACAGGCUUUUGUAUCUUGACAUUAAAAGUUCUGACUAAUUUUGGAAUCUAACAAAGAAAAUUCUUGUCACCAAGCUCAUUACAAUUUAAAUUUAAGAAUAGUGUGCUAUUAGCUCAAUCAGACAACUGAAUUGCAAAUGUAUGGAUGUGCAUAAUGGAUAAACCAAAGGCAUACACAGUUACCUCUCCAUAGGAAGCUAAAUUGUAAAAAUGAGUGUUAGGUAUACAACCGGCAAACAAAAUAAUUUUACACCCAAAGGCCUUACACAUAUCUAGUACAAUGUGAGUUUAUUGGUAAAUUAUAUUAUUUUUACAACUAAUUUUGUACUCGAAAUGUUUGUAUGUUUUUUGCAAUACAUAUUUUCUAUCUCAAACAUUUCAAUAAAACCAUUUUGCAGGUAUGAACAGAAUCAUUCCAGAUUGUUUAAUUCAAAAACUCAAGGUUUAAAUUAGAAAUCCCUUUGGACUUGGGAAUAGGGCUUUAUACCUUUUUUAUAAACAAGUAUUCAAUAAAGAAAAUUGUAUGAAAU
Messenger RNA from Chinchilla lanigera (long-tailed chinchilla), 3322 nucleotides. It is a transcript of the gene Postn, whose product is annotated as periostin, osteoblast specific factor. The coding region runs from base 62 to 2572 and encodes 836 amino acids. Gene Ontology annotation, molecular function: protein binding. NCBI's taxonomy places the organism in Eukaryota, Metazoa, Chordata, Mammalia, Rodentia, Chinchillidae. The transcript has 23 exons. The record is from RefSeq and is a predicted model, not a curated record.